This is a messenger RNA of Tympanuchus pallidicinctus (lesser prairie-chicken), 2634 nucleotides long. It is a transcript of the gene SRPX, whose product is annotated as sushi repeat containing protein X-linked. The record is from RefSeq and is a predicted model, not a curated record. The coding region runs from base 871 to 2283 and encodes 470 amino acids. Lineage: Eukaryota; Metazoa; Chordata; Aves; Galliformes; Phasianidae. The transcript is spliced from 9 exons.
GUUGAGGGAAGUGCCUUUUUGCAGCAGGGCCCAAUGCAUGCAAGUUUCUUCCAUGGAACAGCUGCAGAUCCUAGGCUGAGUUUCUUCUUUGGAGUUUUGAAUAAAAUGGCAGGCAAGUAGAUCAGGGCACCUGCAUUUGCCAUGGAUUUCAGCUCAUUGGCUUAGCCUAACAGUUGCUUUGUGCUGUCGUAUGAGGAGGAGAGGGAUUGCCUCUGCCUUGGCUGGUGGGGUGGAGGAAGGGUGCUGCCUUCCUGCUGGUGGCUUUAACUGGGAAUUUAGAGCCAGUGGCACGGAUGGAAACAUGUAUAGAGAGAAGGAAGCGGAAAGAAGUUGUGAUGUGGGAAUGAUGCAUUGGUUGUACAAAAAAGUGUAGUAACAAAGUGUGUUUUCCAGAGGUUGGUAGGGUAGGAAGUAAAUUUUCAGUGGUUUCUGAGCAGUUUGGAUGUGGAGUCUUUUGGCAGAAGACUGUUUGAUACCAAACUGUGUUCUUGGUAUGAGUGUAACUCGUGUGCUCUGGUUUCGUAUGAAAAUCACAGAGAUUUUGAGGCUUGUUCUCAGCUUACACACUUCUCACUUCUGCUGAUGGGCCUUAUGGCUUUUAACAGCCAUUUACACUAUUGGAACCAUUUUAUAGUGAAUUCUUUGGAGUGUCCCUCCACUUGUUCCUCUGCUGCUCAAUAGAUCAUGGAAGCUGAGCUUUCCAUAGCAGAGGAGCUGUGACUGGAAUUGUGCAUUGAGGCAUUGCACAACACUGCUCUAGGAGCAGUGAGAAAGAUUUUUAUUUCGCUUGAUUAUUAAAUCAAUUUACCCCUUCCAGAUUCACUAUAAAUUGUUCUGCUAUGAAUCUGAGCUUCAGAGAAGCCCAUACUGAUGCCAUUGCGCAUAGAUCAUUGCAUUCUAAUCUUGCAUGUCUUUUGGCGAAGCUUUCUUUUAUUAAUUUAUAUUUUCUUUCUUGCUGCAGUUUUUUCUCCUUAUUUUUCUAUUGUAGGAUCUGGAAUUUCUCCCCUUGAAGAUGACGAAGAUGCAUAUGCACGCAGUAGAUAUAAAGAAACACCAUGGUGCUCUCCCAUUAAGGUGAAACAUGGUUAUGCAAACUGCAGGACACCUCAAGGGGAAUAUUACAAGAAUGUACUGGGGACAAGAUGUGAUAUUCGUUGUCAGAAAGGCUAUGAACUGCAUGGCCCUCAGCAGCUCAUCUGUCAGUCAAGCAAACGCUGGUCUGGGAAAGUACUGUGCAAACAGAAGCGCUGCCCCACGCUCUCCAUGCCAACCAAUGGGGGCUUCAAGUGCUUGGAUGGUGCCUACUUUGGCUCCAGGUGUGAGUACUACUGCUCACCAGGGUACCAGCUGAAAGGCGACCGCAUAGUGACAUGCAUGGACAGCAAAGCUUGGAGCGGCCGGCCAGCUUCCUGCGUGGAUACAGAGCCUCCGAGAAUCCAGUGUCCAAGCGUGAAGGAGAAAACUGCGGAGCCCAACAAGUUGACGGCCAGAGUAUUCUGGGAUACCCCGGAGGGAAGGGACACCGCUGAUGGCAUUUUGACAGAUGUUAUUUUGAAAGGCCUGCCACCAGGGUCACAUUUUCCAGAAGGCGACCACAAAAUCCAGUAUACUGUGUAUGACAGAGCUGAAAAUAAGGGCACUUGCAAAUUCCUUGUUAAAGUCAGAGUCAGGCGCUGUGUGAAGUUAAAUGCUCCAGAUAAUGGCUACAUCAAGUGUUCAGGUGACGGAAAUAACUAUGGUGCUAUGUGUGAAUUUUCCUGCAUUGGAGGCUAUGAGCUACAAGGCAGCCCAGCUAGAGUGUGCCAGUACAAUUUGGGGUGGUCAGGUGUGGAGCCAACCUGUGCACCCAUGAAUAUUAAUGUGAAUGUGAGGACUGCAGCUGCACUUCUGGAUCAAUUUUAUGAGAAGCGGAGACUGCUAAUUAUUUCAACUCCUACUGCAGCCAACUUCUUCUACAGGAUGCAGUUGGGAAUGCUGCAGCCAGCACAGUGUGGCUUAGACCUCCGACAUGUUACUGUGGUUGAGUUGGUUGGUAUCUUCCCAGCUCAGAUAGGAAGAAUAGGUGUAAAGCUGCUGCCCCCUUCACUUGCACUGCAGCUCAGGCUGUUGCUGAGGAUCCCUCAUUAUAAUUUCAACAUUGUUGUGAUGGACAAGCAUGGAAUGGACAAGGAACGCUACCCAUUCCCAGCAACACCAGCUGAGCUCUUUGCACUUAUUGACAAUUUUCCCUUGAGAAAAGAAGAGAUGAAACUGCAAGCAGAAAUCGGCCAGUCAUGUCCUUAAUUCAGAAUUACAGGGCUAGCAUUUUGUCAGUGAAUUUUUUACCCAGAUAAUUCUUCCCUCGGUGCUACAGAAAGCAUGGCUUUUUAAUCACUGAUGUACAGAGUUGUUGUGUGUAUCAUUAUGUCUGUGUAGCUGCUCUGCAUGGGCGUAUGCAUGAUGCUUUUUUGUACUUUCAAAGAGUAUCUUUAGAGAAAUGUGUACGUAGGAUUACUACCCAAUAGAACUUCUUGUACAGACAUCAAAGAAUUGAGGUACGUCUCCUGGGGUUUAUUUUGGAUUUUUCAUUCAGUGUAAAAUUCUUUCUUCCGUUUUAUAAGUCUUUUAUUAAUAAAAUAUUGUUUUGCAAAGAAA